Messenger RNA from Symbiodinium necroappetens, 705 nucleotides. NCBI's taxonomy places the organism in Eukaryota, Dinophyceae, Suessiales, Symbiodiniaceae. The record is from the annotation of a GenBank genome assembly.
AUGGCAGCGACCUUGGUGGAAGUGGUGCGGCACAUCCUCCGGGGCACGCUCCAUGCCACGUCUGUGAGAAAUGAGCUAUCGGAGGUGGGGGAACUGCUGGAGGAUGUAGUCGCGGACUUUGGCGCCUCUAUCAGACUCCGAGACAGCACGGGGAUAGCAGAGGGGAGAGACGCGCUCAUGGAAGCAGUGAACAUCCUGGAUGAAAUCGUCAUGAACUACGACGCGGCACACGACGAGUUCACCAUGGAUCCAGCGACACUACAAGAUGACCUUCUUCGACUGGCACAACAACUCCAGAUUGUGGUCCCAGCCCAUAACAACCUCUUAGGGGACAUCCGGGGAGAACUCCCCUCGCAGAGGCCGUCUUCCAAUGCGCAGGGCUCUAUGAAGGUUACGGGGACGAGAUGGGCCUUAUGCAACAACUGGGGGGAGAACGAGGAGAACACCAUGUACAGCGACCCCAAACAUGGACCGAUCUCCUCAGACAGAUCAGGGGGGAACUCAAUAACAUGCCUCUACAAUGUCGCCAUGCGUGUGUCCACCAGCUACUCUGCCGCCUCCACCGGCCGGGGCCUGACCCGGCGGGGGACACAGAAGAGGGACAUCGAUGCGCCCUCCAGCUUCUCUCAGUGCUCGAGCAUGAGUUCCCCGAAAGUUAUCGCACCAACGGACAAUGCGAAGCAGAUGCAAUAUGGCUGCUCUUGA